AUGACCGCUCUUCCUCUACGAUCCCAUCCUGUCUCCUCGUCAUCUCCUUCCUCCUCACAACCACUCCCUUCAUCUUCGACUCGCGCUCCAGCCUCAGACUCCCCCGAACGUCUUCUCAUCGACGACUCUCUAUCAGUAUCCGACUCAGACCUUCUGGAGACAGCAGCAGGACCACCAUCAGGUACAGCAAGGGUAGCUUCAACGUCGAACUCAGGCGCAAGCGGAGGAAGCCAAACAGUAGCUGGCCCAUCUCGCGAACGGGUUGCCAGAUCAGUAAACGACGAGGACGAGAGCGAAAGCGACUGGGAUAUAGAGAUGGAACCCAUUGCAGGACACCGGCGGCGGCGGAGUAGCCAUAACAUGGCCGUUCGGCCUGCCGGAUCACCUAGCCGACUUCGUGAUACAAGCCGCGGCCCUACACCCGGCAACUCGACAAUCGAGCCCAAAAUAUCCGAGGAAAAUCUAGAUGCGAAUGGCUUCGCGAUCGGCAAAGACGAAUCAGGCGACGACAGCUUGACCGAUGAAGAUUUACAAGACGAUGAAGAGACGGGAUUGACCCGUAAGGACAAGCAAAGGCGGCAGAAGAAGCGAAGCAGAAAUACCCAAUUAGACCAAAGAAUCGCCAGGGACAGGAAGGAUAUCUCAAAAGAGGAACGUAAAGAAGCAGACAAGGCUGUUUUCAGGAGCUUGAUCGUCAACGUGGUCCUGAUUCUCCUAUGGUACCUCUUUUCGUUAUCAAUAUCGAUCUACAACAAAUGGAUGUUCGAUCAUGACCGUCUGAAUUUCGCCUUUCCUUUGUUUACCACCUCUAUGCACAUGGUAGUACAGUUUGUGCUCUCAGGUUUAGUUCUGUACUUCGCACCCUCUCUGAGGCCAGGACAUGGUGCCACUCAGGCAGGUUUUCACCAGUCCGAUAUGGGGAGGUCAAGACACGAUGAUGAGCCCAAGUCUUACGGCAUGACCAAGAUGUUUUACCUCACCCGAAUUGGGCCCUGCGGCGCAGCGACUGGUCUUGACAUUGGACUUGGCAACACCUCUCUCAAAUUCAUCAGCCUUACGUUUUACACCAUGUGCAAAUCCUCUUCGCUCGCUUUUGUCCUUAUGUUCGCUUUCGCCUUCCGUCUCGAAACCCCGACAUUGCGUCUCAUCGCCAUUAUUGCUACCAUGACAAUGGGUGUCGUUCUUAUGGUGUUUGGUGAAGUCGAAUUCAAGGCCGGUGGUUUCGCUCUCGUCAUCUCUGCCGCCUUUUUCUCUGGUUUCCGAUGGGCACUGACCCAGAUCCUACUUCUUCGCAACCCUGCGACCUCAAACCCGUUCUCCAGCAUCUUCUUUCUUACUCCUGUCAUGUUCCUAGUUCUUAUCUGCCUCGCCGUGCCAGUAGAGGGAAUCGGAAACUUGAUUGAGGGAUACAAGGUUCUGGGUAACGAAUGGGGUUAUUUCAUGGCACCCCUUUUCCUACUUUUCCCCGGAUGCAUUGCCUUUUGCAUGACUGCCUCUGAGUUUGCCCUGCUGCAGCGAACUUCCGUCGUUACCCUCUCUAUUGCCGGCAUUUUCAAGGAAGUUGUCACUAUCAGUGCGGCUGCUCUUGUCUUUGGUGACCGCCUGACGCUCAUCAAUUUUGUUGGCCUCCUCACGACCAUGGCUGCCAUCGCUGCUUAUAACUAUAUUAAGAUUGCCAAGAUGCGUGAGGAGGCACAGGAGAAUGUCCAUGGUCGACAUGCCGACGAAGACGAACCCGGCUCUCCCGGAAGCCAGACUAGCGGAAUCAUCGACCGUGAUGGUGAUACUGACGCGGAAAACACUGGCCUAUUGCGUGAUAGCAUCGAUCGCCUCGAUAUUGACGAGCCGGCUCCGGCGACGACCAGUGAGCGUCGCUAG
Molecule: messenger RNA, 1878 nt
Organism: Fusarium poae
Lineage: Eukaryota; Fungi; Ascomycota; Sordariomycetes; Hypocreales; Nectriaceae
Exons: 3
Coding region: 1-1878 (625 amino acids)
Biological process (GO): UDP-glucose transmembrane transport
Cellular component (GO): cis-Golgi network; Golgi apparatus; endoplasmic reticulum-Golgi intermediate compartment
Molecular function (GO): antiporter activity
Source: RefSeq, a predicted model, not a curated record